AUGGCACACAAUUCACUCAACGUCCUGCGCUCCCGCUACGCCUCCUCACUCAAAGAAUUCAUCUCCUCUCCCCGCACCUUCGAAAUCCUAGACCGCGUUCCCAUCGAAUCCCACGAACGACGACCAGCCCAAAACGCCCGCUCCUUAUUCAUCCUAGACUCUUCCUUCAACCCUCCCACCGCCGCACAUUUAGAAAUCGCAUCUACCGCCCUGGAAGAAUCCCCCCGUUCAUCCAGACUGUUGUUAUUGCUGGCGACUCAGAAUGCCGAUAAACCAUCCAAACCGGCCUCAUUCGAGGAUCGGUUGAUCAUGAUGAAUCUGUUCGCGCAGGAACUCCGAACGCGUCUCCAGUCUUUCUUACCCUCGGUCCCCGCCGCGGAUUUACCUCAAGUCGAUAUUGGGGUGACUAAAAAUCCGUAUUUUGUGGACAAGGCAGCUGCAAUAGAGCAAUCCGGGGAGUACCCCGAGGAUCUGGAACAGGUUCAUUUGACGGGAUAUGAUACUCUGAUUCGUAUAUUCAAUCCGAAGUAUUACCCACCUACACAUACGUUACAACCAUUAGAGCCGUUUUUGUCGCGGCAUAGAUUGAGGGUUACGACGAGGCCGGAUGAUGAGUGGGGGAAUCUGAAGGAGCAGGAAGAAUAUUUGCGGCAUCUUGCGCAGGGUGGAAGGGAGCAGGAAGGCGGAAAACGCGAAUGGGCGGAGCGGAUUCAAUUGAUUCCAGGACGGAAGAUCGACGAGGUUCCUGUCAGCUCGACAAGGGCUCGGAAUGCGGCCCAAAGUAAGCAUACGCUGCUUCAUUCUUUGGUUCCCGCCGCUGUGAGCUCUUACAUCAUGGCGCAGGAACUAUAUCAGAAAUGA
Molecule: messenger RNA, 861 nt
Organism: Talaromyces marneffei
Lineage: Eukaryota; Fungi; Ascomycota; Eurotiomycetes; Eurotiales; Trichocomaceae
Exons: 1
Coding region: 1-861 (286 amino acids)
Cellular component (GO): nucleus; cytoplasm
Molecular function (GO): ATP hydrolysis activity; nicotinamide-nucleotide adenylyltransferase activity
Source: RefSeq, a predicted model, not a curated record